Molecule: messenger RNA, 2182 nt
Organism: Vespa velutina
Lineage: Eukaryota; Metazoa; Arthropoda; Insecta; Hymenoptera; Vespidae
Gene: shf
Product: protein shifted
Exons: 5
Coding region: 968-2101 (377 amino acids)
Biological process (GO): anatomical structure development
Cellular component (GO): extracellular region; cell surface
Molecular function (GO): signaling receptor binding
Source: RefSeq, a predicted model, not a curated record
CUUUUACGGGUCCAUGGCGAGAAGAGAAGAGAAGAAGAGAAGAUGGAAUCGGCACUGCCACCGCCGCCGCCGCCGCCACCACCACCACCACCAUCACCACCGCCGCCGCUGCCGCUACCGCAGCUGCUUUUUUCCAUUGACUCGGUCAGUCAGUCAGUCAGUCGGCGACUGCGAUGCGAUUCGACACGUUUGAUUUUGGAAUGUCACAAAAUGUCCACUCGUAUCAGCUCAUAUAAGUCGUAUCAUCGAUAAUACUGUAAUAUCGACUGGACAAGGAACGUGAAAGAUCAGUUUUUUAAUCAAAAUUUUCAUUAGAAGAUACGAGAUUGGUCUCGAAAGAAAACAAAAAAAGAAACGAAAGAAAGAAAGAAAGUAAAGAAAGUAAAAAAGUAAAGAAAAGAAAGAAAGAAAGAAUUUUAUUCAGAAGAUUAAAGCGUAUUUCACGAAAGAUCACUAUCAUCUAACAAGAUUAUCUUAUUGAAGUGGCGGCCGGUCCCACGCCCGUGAAAAGCCCAUUUCACGCGGCGAAUCAAGGCGCGCGCGCGCGCGCUCUCUAAAGUGCGCGACGCGACGCGACGCGACGGUGGCAACGACGAUCGUCAUCAUCAUCAUCAUCAUCAUCAUCAUUAUCAUCAUUAUCAUCAUCAUCAUCAUUAUCAUCAUCGUUAUCAAUACAACGACGGCGACAAAGACAACGACAACUACGACUACGAUAAUUACAACGACGACAACGACGACGAGAAAGAUAAGAAAGGAAGAAAAAAAGGAGUCGGUGGUGAGAGAAAGAAAGAAGAGAAAAGGAGAAAGCACGCUCGCGUGCGUACGUCAUCGUACGUGCGUGCGUGCGCCCGCGGGCUGAGAGAUUGGUAAAAGGUGGUGGGGAGAAGAAGGACUUAAAGCGGGGGUGGAGAGAUUUUAGGAAAGGCGCGUAACACCUGACGGAAAAAGCGCUUAGAGCAUUUCAUAAAUGAUUAUGCGGUGGGCGACAGCCGCCCUUACCUUGGCGGUGAUCGCUUUAUUUAUUCUCGACAUUACUACGGCCAGGCAUCAUCACCAUCAUCGUUCUGGUAAUGGUCACAAACCAUCCAGUGAUAUAUCUCUUUGGAUCGACCAACAGCAAAUUAAAAUGUUCAGUGGUGUUGAAAUGGAAAUCUAUGUCAUUUCGGAGGGCAUCGUUUUAUCAUAUCUUUUGGAUCCAGAAUUUGAAAAUAAGCUACCGAUUAUUCCUAGCGAAGUAUCGUACGUAAAUUUUACAUGGAAAUCUGGUGUAAAAAAAUAUUAUUAUAACUUCUAUCGACUGAUAUCUUUCGAUGAAUCAAUUCUCAAAACUCCGUCGAUCACGAUUAAAACCCAAGGAAGAGUACCGAAAAGAGCAAAGGGUAAAGAUCAGAAUUCAUGUUCAUUCUACAAUGUUCAUUAUAAUUUUUGUUUUUUUUUUUUUUUUUUUUUUAAUAAUUAUAUUUUUUUUCUGUGUAUUACAGAAUUUAGUGUUUUAUUACCUUGUACUGGAAAUAAUUCAGGGAUAGCACAAUUUGGAAUUGGUUUAAUGAUCGAAACGCGGAAAGGUAAACCUUUGAAUGGAACACCGCUUCAUCUUAGCUUAAGAAAAGAAUGCAACUUGCGCGAACCAAAUCCAGGGCCUUGCCCUGACGGUUAUUUGGGUCCGCCGCAUUGUAAAAAAGCACUCUGUUAUCCAAAUUGUAUGAAUGGUGGCAACUGUACGGCACCCGGCGUAUGUUCGUGCCCUGCUGGAUUUCAAGGACCUUACUGCGAAGGGGGUAUUUGUUCAGAAAAAUGUUUAAAUGGUGGAAAAUGUGUACAAAAAGAUACUUGCGAAUGUCCCAAAGGUUACUUUGGUUUACAUUGCGAGUUUUCAAAAUGUGUUAUCCCUUGUCUGAAUGGAGGUAAAUGUAAAGGAAAUAACGUAUGUCGAUGUCCUGCUGGCUUUAAAGGCGAUCAUUGUGAAAUAGGUAGACGUUCGCCGCAACGAUCAGCUUGCACAAGAGCUUGCAGAAAUGGAACUUGUCAACCUGAUAAUACGUGCCUUUGUGAUCCCGGAUGGUUUGGAAAAUUGUGUAACAAAAAUAAGCCUUGGGCUUAAAAAUGAAACAUACUUUUCAACAGUGGUAUUAUCUUUAUAACUAGUUGGAUUAACAAAACUAUUGAUAUUUAUUCCAUAACA